AUGAGUCGUGCUCAGCGUCGUUCGUGGCUGCGAGUUUGCCGUUGCCGGGCUUUGGUUCGUUUCCUGGAGCGAAAGCUCCAGGUCGAGCUUUCUGAGUUGGAGAGGUUUACUAAGUUGGGUAUUUUGUAUAAAUAAAUAUGAAAUGGUUUCAGCUCCUUGAUGGAGGUGAGGGAGGCCAGAGAGGCUGUGCGCUUCCGAGUGAGGGCCCUCCGCCAGGCGGAGGCUGAGGUGCAGGUUCGCCGGUGCAGCGUUUCGAGGUUUGUGGAAUUCGAUUUCCAAGAUGAACAUGAAAAAUUCAGAGCUCGUCGGGAUCUGGAGCAGGCCAAGUCGGCUUACUACUCCGCCCGAUGCGACGACUUGCAGCUUUAUGCUGCUCUCCAGGAGCUUGGUAGGAAUUUAUUUAUGCAUUAUGGUUAUUCAGGACUCCAUAGUAAAACUAACUCUUUUUUUUUCUGUUUGCCUUGUUUUAUUCAAAAACCUAAUUUUCGUUCAUCAGAGUAGGAUGACAGUCAAAAAUAAACAAAAUUAAAUUAAAAAAUAUGCAUUUUGGACAGAAAUUCUCAGAUUUACAAGUUGUUGCAAAGGAAGGUCUUUUCAUUCGAGUAAACAUGGUUUUUCAGGCGGAGGUGCUCCGUGA
Messenger RNA from Caenorhabditis auriculariae, 637 nucleotides. The record is from the annotation of a GenBank genome assembly. NCBI's taxonomy places the organism in Eukaryota, Metazoa, Nematoda, Chromadorea, Rhabditida, Rhabditidae.